AAACCGAAAGUAGCCCUUGUUACAGUGUGGUCGGUCGUUUUCAGUGGUAGGCCUAGUCCAGAGGUGACGGCGUUCUCAGACAGUUGUUCCCGCACCUGAAGAUACUUGUGGAAUAUCCUUUGUUGUUAUCCAUUAAAAUGGGUUCGGUUAACAAAUGUUUGAAAUGGCUCUUUAUCGUCUUUAACGCACUGUUCGCCCUGACAGGCGUUGCAUGUGUUGCACGUGUACACUUUUUAGGGAUGGCAGCAGAAAUGAAAAAUGAAGUGGGGAAUUUCUGGUCAUUAUCCCUGUUUGGAUUAAUUGUGGCAAGCAUAUCAUUUCUUGGAGUCUAUGGUGCAUACAAAGAGAAGAAAUGGGCCCUCAUCAAGUUUUCGGUUCUUUCUCGGUAUUGGCACGGUCAGUUGCCUGAUUGGGGCUGUUGAGAGUAUUUCUGAACGGCAAACGUUAUCCAGGAAAUUUGAAGAAGUCUUUGAAAGGGAUGCGCGUCUUCAGUAUGUUCAAGAAUAUUUAAAGCUUGAGUGCUGUGGCACACGCAAUGGCUACCAAGACUGGAAUUUACAGAUUCCAGAGUCCUGCAUCUGUCCAGCAUCCUACCGGGGUACUCCAAAAUGCAAGGAGACAAGUUCUCUCAGAAGUUAUGAGUAUAUGCAGCUUUACAAGACAAAGACUACAGAGAUCUACAGUGAGACAUGUCACUCUCUCAUUAUGCGGUAUAUCAAUAUGAUGAUGGAUGCUGCAACUGGGAUUUUCUUUGGAUUUUCAAUUGUGGGGCUUAUUGGGGUAAUCAUGGCCAUCAUCAUCACCUGCAAGAUCAAGAAGCAAGUGACUUAUGAAUGUUCGAAGCCUCCUGCAUAUGAGGAGUUGUAUACAAUGAAAUGUAUGCCAGUGCAUGUCUAAGAUUGUUGUUUCAACAGGCUUCCUAUUGGAUCAGUAUUUGAAAAUCAUCAGGGCAAAUGCUUUUUUUUUUCUAUUCAUUGAUAACAUUUUAUGUUGCCAGAUUUGACCGUGUUUUUUGGGCUUGAUUGCACAGCUAGAAGGAGAAGAAAAAUAUUAUAUGGAAAAUGGUUUGUUGAAUCUGUAAAACAUGGAAAUUACUGCUCAGCAGUAACCCUUGAAGUUCAUUGUAAUAUCCAUAUUUUAUAUGGUAUACGGUUAUGUAUCCCAUCUUAAUUAUGACAAAUAGUGUCUUAUAUAUGUUGCUGCAUAACAAGGUAUCUGAUUUGUUUGCUUGAUAUUUUGCCUAAUGUUUGUCUGGCGAUGUGGCAACAGCAUGCGUAUGCGCACUUUCUCGAAUAUGGUUUUGCAACUCUUACUGUACAAGAGUUUCCUUGUUGUUCUUCAGAAGUUAGAUUGGUGUUCUUAAAAUGAUGAAAUGAAAGGAAAGGUACCAGUUGGAGGACACCUUCAUUGUUGAUUAUGCAUAUUAUGAUUGUUUCUCUACAUUAAAGUCAGUGAGGUUUGUUGCAUUA
Alosa sapidissima (American shad) is the source of this 1469-nucleotide messenger RNA. Its product is annotated as tetraspanin-8-like. Bases 331 to 897 code for a protein of 188 amino acids. NCBI's taxonomy places the organism in Eukaryota, Metazoa, Chordata, Actinopteri, Clupeiformes, Clupeidae. Gene Ontology annotation, cellular component: membrane. The transcript has 9 exons. The record is from RefSeq and is a predicted model, not a curated record.